This is a messenger RNA of Bufo bufo (common toad), 4999 nucleotides long. RefSeq names its product zinc finger protein 827 (gene ZNF827). Gene Ontology annotation, molecular function: DNA-binding transcription factor activity, RNA polymerase II-specific; RNA polymerase II transcription regulatory region sequence-specific DNA binding. NCBI's taxonomy places the organism in Eukaryota, Metazoa, Chordata, Amphibia, Anura, Bufonidae. Gene Ontology annotation, cellular component: nucleus. The transcript is spliced from 14 exons. The coding region runs from base 382 to 4317 and encodes 1311 amino acids. Gene Ontology annotation, biological process: regulation of transcription by RNA polymerase II. The record is from RefSeq and is a predicted model, not a curated record.
GGCUGGGAGGCUGCCCCUCCAUGUGUGUGUGCGCUCUACCGCCGCCACUGCUGCCCUUUGAUCCUUGCACUAGUGUUAGGGGCUUGAAGACACGCAGGGAGCAGCCAUAGACACGGCAGCCGCGGCUCCUCAGCAUCAUGUCGCCCCUCCAUACACACAACACACGUAUAGAUCACAUCCAUUGAGGAAUAUUUAUUACGACUUGGGGGAGGGAGGUGAAGGGGAGGACAAGCCAGGUGCAGCGACCGAGCGCCCUGACUCCCGGAGCCCGCAGGAGCUGCUCCCUCAUCCUCUCGUCUCAUGUGCACCGAGGAGGAGAAUGUGAUGGACGCGGAGAACCCCCCGGCUGUCUCCACAUAGCACCCACCGUGAGGGGACACAAUGCCCAGGAGGAAGCAGGAGCAGCCCAAGCGCCUGCCUUCACAUGGUGCAAGAAGGGAGGAAGUUGGAGAAGCUAGUGAAGAAGAAAAUUGGUUUGGGACAAACUCAGAAACCCCAUCCGAAGAUUCCUUUGGUGAUGUACAAGAAAAUUUUAAAUUGUCUCCUACUAAUAGGGGUCGAGAGUCACCCACAUCUCCCGAUACUUCUUUAGGAAGUGCUACUCCAAGUUUGAAUGCUGACCUUGGAUUUUUUGAAAAUGAAGUUUUUAAAGAUGUCUCUCAUUGUAAGGAACAAUUGUCCACUUCAGCAUCUUCAGUGGAUGAGGAUGAUCAAGCCAGUGUGAAUAAGCCAUUAAGUAGUAAUCUUCGGCGGUUACUAGAAGCUGGCUCUGUUCAGCUGGGAUCAGAAGUGUCUACAAAUGGCAGGGAAGAUACACAAGGUCUACAGUUUUCUCCCUCAUCUCACCAUGCAAAGCAGUUGAGUGUUCUUGCUAGAAAACUAGCUGAAAAACAGGAAAAUAGUGAUCAAUAUGGGGCUGCACCCGCGAGCCGGUUUAUAUGGAGCCAGGAUAAAUGGCUACAGAACUCAAAUAACACUUGUGGUCUGUCACCUGAUUCUGCAAUCCUGAAACUGAAAGCUGCUGCUAAUGCUGUCCUCCAAGACCAAUCUCAAAUGAGAACUGAAGAAACCCUAAGGUUUGAGACCUUUACUUCACCAUUCAGUUCCCAGUCAGCUAGUUCCACAUUAGCAGCUUUGUCCAAAAAAGUUAGUGAGCGAGGUAUGACAUCAGGUCAAGAGCGUCAUUCUUCAGCUGGCCCAUUCCUUUCUUUGGCAUCAAUGACCUCGUCCGCAGCCUUACUUAAGGAAGUUGCUGCACGUGCUGCCGGCAGUAUGCUGGCAGAGAAAAAAAAGCCCCACAUUUCAGAAGACCCACUACCACUGCCAGAAGACAAACAAGAAAAGGGAACUACUGUACAGUCCUUAGAACUGUUAUUACUCCCUUCACCAAAAGGAAGGACAUCCAAAUCUGGAAGUCAAGCUCCAGAAGAAGAAGUUGGAAAGCCUUUCCAAUGCCCCAUCUGUGGAUUAGUAAUAAAGCGGAAAAGUUAUUGGAAAAGGCACAUGGUGAUUCACACGGGUUUAAAAAGCCAUCAGUGUCCACUAUGUCCAUUUCGUUGUGCCCGCAAGGACAAUCUGAAAUCACACAUGAAGGUCCACCAGCACCAAGACAGAGGAGAGACCUUCCAGUGUCAGCUCUGCCCUUUCACCUCUUCACGCCAUUUCAGCCUGAAACUUCACAUGCGCUGUCAUCAGCACUUUCUUCGGGCUGAAGCCAAGGUGAAGGAAGAGCCUAGUGAUCCUGACAAUAAGGGAUCACCUUUUAAUAAUUCCUUGGGCAGCCACGAUGAAGGGAGUGCUUCACCUGCACAAAGUUCUCAGCUUCCAGAAAACCUAAGUCACAUCAGUUCUUCAGCUGUGAGUUCACUAGCCAUCAAGGAGGAACCAAAAGACAAUGACUGUCCCUCCAUGAUGCCCUUCCCUGAUAGACCUAGCAGCAACAGCAGCAUGAAGCUGAAAGAUGCUUUGGACUUUGUUACAUGCCCAUCAUCUCUUUUCAGUCAGGAUAUCUCUGUCAAAAUGGCUUCUGAUUUUCUGAUGAAGUUAUCAGCUGCAAAUCAGAAAGAUCCACUGACUCUCAAAGUUAAAGAAGAGCCUAAUGAUGGAGAACUUAGCAACUCCUUGUCCCCGCAGUCUGGAUAUAACUACAGCCAUGAAUCUGAGGCCCGACACUCAAGCACGCCAAAAAAAGCCACAUCCCAGGAACCACAGCCAAACUUGCUAACACAGGAUAUCUCUGUCAAGGCUGCCUCUGAACUUCUUAUGAAGCUCUCUGCUGAAAGUUGUAAGGAUGCGCAGACUGUGAAGAUUAAAGAAGAACCCAUGGAGGUUGACAUCCCUGACUCUUCCGUCUCCCCCAGACAAAACAUUGGUUACAGCACUUUAUUAAGGCAAGAAAAAAACGAGCACUUGCAAAAGAUGCCAGAGUGCAGAGUUAUUCCCGAGGGGAACCUGUUCAGCCAAGACAUUUCUGUGAAGAUGGCUUCAGAACUUCUCUUCAAAUUGUCAGAGAAAGUCAGCAAAGAAAGCAAUCAUAACAAGUCAAAUAUUAUUAGAACAAGCAGCCCAUUUUUUUCAGAAGAUAAAUUUAGACAAUCACCCUUCACCUCAAAAGAUCUCCCUAAAAAUGAUGCUUCUCUACAAGGAAGGCCGUCAUUGCCAGAUACAGAGAUACUUGGACUAGAUGCAGGCAGUGGGAUAGCAGCCUGGAAGCUGAAUGAACAGCUCUUCCCAUGCGAUGUUUGUGGAAAAGUAUUUGGUCGACAGCAGACUUUAUCUCGACAUCUGUUAUUGCACACAGAAGAGAGGAAGUAUAAGUGCCAUUUGUGCCCAUAUGCUGCAAAGUGCCGGGCAAACCUGAACCAGCACCUAACUGUUCAUGCAGUAAAGUUGGUAAGCACUGAUACUGAAGAUAUCGUCAGUGCAGUCAUUUGUGAUACCAAUGAGAAGAAGAAGAACCCAUACUACUAUAGCUGUCAUGUUUGUGGCUUUGAGACCGAGCUGAAUGUCCAGUUUGUGAGCCACAUGUCUCUUCAUGUAGACAAGGAACAAUGGAUGUAUUCAAUUUGCUGCAGUGCUUGUGACUUUGUCACCAUGGAGGAAGUUGAUAUGAGGACCCACGUCAGCGCCAAACACUCAGGAGAUGAAAGAAAGACCCCCAGUGAAUCCAUAAGCCCUUCUUCUUCCUCAUUGUCAGCACUUAGUGACUCAGCCAACAGUAAAGAAGACUCGGACACCCCACUAAGAAACCAGACUUCAAACAGCCUGUUGGUCAUUUCUGUAGGACACAGCUCCCAGCCUUUUGUUAGCAGUGAAGAGAAAUCUGACAAAGGUUUUGAAUGUGUGUUCUGCAAUUUUGUCUGCAAAACAAAACCAAUGUUUGAACGACACCUGCAGAUUCACCUGAUUACUCGAAUGUACGAGUGUGACGUGUGCCAUAAGUUCAUGAAGACACCGGAACAGCUGGUAGAACACAAGAAAUGCCACACAGUCCCUACCGGUGGGCUCAAGUGUCCAUUCUGCAUUUACUCCACAAACCGCCCUGCAGCCAUCGAAUGUCACUUGAAAACGCACUACAAGAUGGAGUACAAGUGUCGGAUCUGCAAGACGGUCAAGGCUAACCAGCUGGAGCUGGAAGUGCACAUCCGUGAGCAUCGGCUCGGGAAUCAUUACAAGUGUGACCAGUGUGGCUACCUCUCAAAGACGGCCAAUAAGCUGAUUGAGCAUGUGCGUGUCCACACCGGAGAGCGCCCCUUUCACUGUGACCAGUGCAGCUAUAGCUGCAAGCGCAAAGACAAUCUCAAUUUGCACAAAAAGCUCAAGCACUCUCCCCGCCAGACCUUCAGCUGCGAGGAGUGCCUGUUUAAGACCACCCACCCUUUUGUCUUCAGCCGUCAUGUUAAGAAGCACCAAAAUGGUGAAUUCUUGGAAGAAGAGAAGAAAACCCAGACCACAAACCAGAAAGAGGCUACCCUAUUGCUCCCCGUCAAUGACACUAGGAGCCUCUUGUCACCUCUCUCUGUCAUGUCUGCCUCGCAGGCUCUCCAAACAGUGGCUAUGUCUGCUGCUCAAAGCAGUGGCAUGGAGACACAUUUAGCACUUAAAGCCUUUGCAGUAAAUGGUAACUUAUCAUGCUUGGAUAGGUACCAGAACUCAGAAUUUGCUCAUCUCAUUCCCUUAACAAUGCUCUUUCCUAAGAACCAUUACGAUGUCACAUUCCAUCCUCCCAGACCUCAGACGGCACCCCCUGGUGUCACCACACCGAAGCACUCCUUCCUUGCUUACCUUGGACUGACAGAAAGGGCAAAAACUGUUUAAGAAUGGCCCUUAUCCUGUCUCCGCAACCUGGCAGGUUCACAUUGCUGCAAAAUAGAAGUCUGAACGGUAUGGAAACAUGUACUGUAUAUCAAUAGCAAGAUUAGUUACUGGGCUCUGUGUGUAUACUUACUGCAUUUACAUAAAGCUGCUUACCUACAUAUUCACAGAGGGAAACUACUGCAUAUCAUGGGGCUGGCACACCUAUGCCUCUGCUUACGGUGAAGGCUUCUGCACUUAUAAAACCAUAGUUCCAUGUGUUUCGUUGUAUACAAGUAUCUGUCUGCCUGAGAGAUAAACAGGUAACACACACAAUCUAAGUACUGUGGGAUGUCUUUUUAUGUGCACGCUGAACAUAGCCAAAACCAGUUCAGUAUCAUGUAUGGAAUUGUAUACAUUAUAUUUUCUUAUUCCGUCAAGCACCACUCCUGAUAUUUAUUAUGGGCUUUUUUUAUCCCCUGUCUUUAGUGCAUCUGCAUUGGUGCUUCAUGGGGAACUUAAAAUAAUCAUCCAAGGAUUCCGUGAUAAAGACCUUUCACGUAAUUGCGAUACAUAUUUCCUGCAGAUAAAGGUAUCGCAAAUCUAUCCAUUCCUGGUUAUGGAGAACUUAAAGGGGUUUUCCUGUUUUCAUCUCAACAUCCUUUUACAAAAAAUCACUUCUGAAGGUAGCUGUAAUUGUGUAAUA